CCCUCCAGCCCCAGUCCCCGCAGAGUAAAAGUCACGUUGGAAGGAAGAGGGGAGAGAGAUAUCUGCUUACAGCUGCUGUCAGAUAUCCGAUCGGGUUCGCAUGGCGAGGAGGUAACCUGAUCGAGCGGGGAGGAGUGACUCUGCCAGGGAAGGCUCGAACAAAAAAAAAAUGUCUUCUUCUUCUGCCGGAGAGGUCACGGCAGUGAAUGACAUCAAGAGGGAAAAUGUGAAGGAGGUGGAUAAGCGUGAGAGCAUCAAGUUGGUGGCGCUGGACGCGGCGGAGUUGUCCAUGGAGCGCACGGCUCCCAACGCCGACGCGGUGCGCACGGAGCUGCUGGUGAGCGCCGCUUCCUCCCUGGCUUUCUCCCCGGAGCAAGUGGCGUGCGUGUGUGAGGCGCUGCAGCAGGGGGGCAACGUGGACCGGCUGGCGAGGUUCUUGUGGUCCUUACCUCAAAGCGACCUGCUCCGCGGCAACGAAAGCAUUCUGAAAGCCCAAGCCCUCGUUGCCUUCCAUCAGGCGCGCUAUCAGGAGCUCUACAGUAUUUUGGAGAACCAUAGCUUCAACCCGUCCAACCACACCUUUCUGCAGGAACUGUGGUACAAGGCCCGGUACACGGAGGCGGAGAAGGCGCGCGGGAGACCCCUGGGCGCCGUGGAUAAAUACCGGAUCCGGAGGAAAUACCCUCUCCCCAGGACUAUCUGGGACGGCGAGGAGACGGUUUAUUGUUUCAAGGAGAGGUCGCGGAACGCGCUGAAGGAUCUCUACAACCAGAACAGGUACCCGUCUCCAGCCGAGAAACGGAAUCUGGCCAAGAUAACCGGACUCUCCUUGACCCAAGUCAGCAACUGGUUCAAAAACAGGCGGCAGAGGGACAGAAACCCAUCGGAAGCGCAGUCCAAAAGUGAGUCUGAUGGAAACCACAGCACAGAGGACGAGUCCAGUAAGGGCCAGGAGGAGCUGUCCCCUCGUCCUCUCUCCAACUCUUCAGACGGAGUGAUAACCCACGGGAACCUCCCGGCUCAGGCUGGACCUCUGGACGGGGGGGUCGUCAUCCAGCAGAUCGGCGACAUCAAGAUGUCAGGAUCCAGCGGCGGUGGCGUCUACAACGGCAGCCUCGCAGCCACUAAUACUUCCUCCACCGUGUUUCACAAUGGCGGCUCAUCCUACCUCCACUCGCCUGGAAACAUCCUGUUCAACGGGCUCAAUCUGGGCAUCCAGCCGCUGGCGUUCAACCCCCUGAGGCCGCCCAGCGGAGUGCUGCUGGGUGGCUCUGCGGGGGACAUGCACAUGCAGACGGGCCAGGAGAAGGGACUGGGCGGCGCUGAGGAGUCCGUCCUGCAGUACUCCUCCUACUCGGGCUGUGUGAACGGGUCAGAGGUGAAGCUGGAGGGCGUCCACACAAUGGCGGCCCAGAACGGAGGCUCCUCUGUGCUCACCUUCAGCUCGCCGUCUGCAGCUCUGCAGCUCGGCGGCUACAGUCUGGUACCGGUACCGAGCGGAGUCCCUGACAACGACGGCAGCGCGCUGCUCAACAGUGAUGUAGGUCUUCCUCCUCUACAACUGCCGUCUGCUUCAUCUUCCUCAACAAUUACUCAACAAGGUAACAUGUCUCUGAACAACGCAGCGGUGAGCUCGUCCAGUGAAGACUCCUUCCAGCCGCAGGACAAGCUGACCAUGACGUCUCUGCACCACAACAGCGUCCUCUACAGCCUGAGCAACCACACCGCCAUCAAGAAGGAGCCUCUGGACGGCGGCAUUUACUCCUCGUACCACGCCGGGCUGCACCUGGACCCCAGCGGUCAGAUCAGCUACACCGGCCCUGACUCGGCCUCCAGCCACGCCGCCGCCGCCACCACCGACGCCACCGUCAGCUCGUCCAGCUCCGAACCGGAGGUCUACACCACCCUCACCAACAGCACGCCUCUGAUGGCUCCCACGGACCAGGGCGCCCAUCACCACCUGCAGCCGGCAGAGUACCUGGGCUCCCACCAGGUGCACCGAGGGGCCCCGCCCUCACACCUGAUGGGCCCCGGGAUGAACAGCGACUACAUGAACCUGCAGGAGAGCAAGGCGGACGGCUCGGGAUCCGGGGGGAUGAACGAGAUGGUGCGGGCGAUGUGCGGGGAGCUGGAAGAGGGGAAGGAGCUAGCCAAACUACAGACUGUGCAGAUGGACGAGGGCAUGUCCGACCUUUAACCUCAGACUUUGAAGCACUCACAUCCACCUGGGCAGUCAUAUGAUGAAUCUUUUUAC
Molecule: messenger RNA, 2254 nt
Organism: Xiphophorus maculatus (southern platyfish)
Lineage: Eukaryota; Metazoa; Chordata; Actinopteri; Cyprinodontiformes; Poeciliidae
Gene: six4a
Product: SIX homeobox 4
Exons: 3
Coding region: 170-2197 (675 amino acids)
Biological process (GO): regulation of transcription by RNA polymerase II
Cellular component (GO): transcription regulator complex; nucleus
Molecular function (GO): DNA-binding transcription factor activity, RNA polymerase II-specific; RNA polymerase II cis-regulatory region sequence-specific DNA binding
Source: RefSeq, a predicted model, not a curated record